This is a messenger RNA of Schistosoma intercalatum, 690 nucleotides long. The record is from the annotation of a GenBank genome assembly. Lineage: Eukaryota; Metazoa; Platyhelminthes; Trematoda; Strigeidida; Schistosomatidae.
AUGCCAUCAUUUCCUGGGAGACGACUCUAUCUCAAUACAAAUAAAUGUAGUACAGAAGAAAUAAAAAUUUUCCCAUAUAAACGAAUUAUUCCACAUGGUUAUUGUAUAAAAGAUGAUUUAAAUUGGCGGCCACAUAAUUUAGCAUUAAAUCCAAUUUAUUCAGAUUAUGGAUUAGAUUGGUCAUCAAAAUUGCGUUAUAUUGAAGCGUAUAAAGAUGAAAAUAGGAAAGAUGAAAAUAUUUGGCCAGAACAUUCAAGUCAUUUAAGAACAUAUCCAGAAUUAAAAUGUCAUGGAAUGAGUCCAGAAUGGUCAAUCUAUACGGAUGGAUAUACUACUGGAAAGAAAUGUUUAUUCAAUGGAAUACAUCAACGUAGUGUUUAUUGUACAUCAGAAUAUAGUCUAUAUGAUGGAUUCACGCAUAAAAGGCAAAGGGAUAUUAUAGACCAACAUAAUGGUAUAUUUAAUGCAAUGAAACCAGGAGAUAAAAGUUAUGGUUCUGUAGAAUAUUCACCAAACUUUUAUAAAAUUAAUUCAUCUGUUCCAAAAGUUCAAUUUGGAGUACAAUCAACUGAGCAGGAAUUCAAUCAAGAUUUAACAUUAAUACGUAAAGAAUUACGUGAAUUAGAUGAAUGGAAACCAGCUCCAACUUUAACUGAAACUAUAUCGUCUGUGAAGUUUUCAAGGAAGUAG